AUGGGAGGUUUGAAGGAAUGGUUCAUGUCGUCCAAGGUUGUGAUGGGUAUGUUAAUGGUUCAAAUUUUCGCCACAGGGAUGCAGUUGUUGUCGAGGGUGAUUCUGGUGCAGGGUACUUUCAUUUUCUCACUCAUUGCUUAUCGCCAUGUCGUAGCUACUCUCUGUGUCGCCCCUUUUGCUUUCUACUUUGAAAGAGGCCACGCUAAGAAGUUGUGUUGGUCGGUCUGGUUCUUGGUUUUCCUGAAUUCAUUAGUCGGGAUAAUGAUGGCUAUGGGAUUCUUCUAUUAUGGUCUGCGAGACACUUCAGCUACUUACUCCGUCAACUUCCUCAAUUUGAUUCCCAUAAUCACUUUCCUAGUCUCCAUCACAUUCAAGAUGGAGAAACUAGGACUGAAGACAUGGAGCGGUAAAGCCAAGGCCAUUGGGACAAUUAUAUGCGUUGGAGGAGCAUUAACGACCAGCCUUUACACAGGAAAGGAAUUUAACACAGGUCACCAUAGUCGUCAUACAUCUCACACUGCUUCAGCAGAAGCACCCAAGGCUCACAUGCUUCGAGGCACUCUCUUUCUAGUCGCUAGCUGCUUCUCAUAUGCAGGAUGGUUUAUUGUCCAAGUGAAGUUGCUGAAAGUUCUUCCAUUGAAGUUUUGGGCAACGAUGUUGACAUGUAUGAUGGCGUCAAUUCAAGCUGCAGUAAUAGGGCUAUGCAUCGACAGCAGCAAAGCGUCUUGGUCUUUAGGCUGGAAUAUGGAGCUAAUCACUAUAGUGUACUCGGGGGCACUAGCCACAGGUGCAACAUUCUGCUUAAUAUCGUGGGUGGUUACAUUGAAAGGGCCCACCUAUCCUUCAAUGUUCAAUCCGCUGGCUCUCAUCUUUGUGGCCUUUUCAGAAGCUAUUUUACUUGGUGAACCCCUCAAAGUUGGAACCUUGGUGGGCAUGGUUUUGAUCAUUGCUGGCUUGUACUGCUUCUUGUGGGGGAAAACAAGGGAGACACGUAGCUUGGCCCAUUCAAAUGAAGCAGCUGUUGAAGUUUGCACGGUCAUGCCUGCUGAUUCUGUUGGUUUGCAAUUAGCAGCCAGAGUAGUUUCAAGUUCUUCAUCCAACAAUGCUGUUAUCGACAUAGAAAAUUCUCAUGCGAUCAAAAACAACCUUGAUUCCUAAAACUAUACUGAAGAGUGGUCGGGGAGCCAGGCAUGGUUAUUAAUAUUAAUAUUUUUCUCAGCAAGUGAUGAAUGUACUUUUGUUUUCUUGAGAAGAACAA
Molecule: messenger RNA, 1258 nt
Organism: Prosopis cineraria
Lineage: Eukaryota; Viridiplantae; Streptophyta; Magnoliopsida; Fabales; Fabaceae
Product: WAT1-related protein At5g64700-like
Exons: 7
Coding region: 1-1158 (385 amino acids)
Cellular component (GO): plasma membrane
Molecular function (GO): transmembrane transporter activity
Source: RefSeq, a predicted model, not a curated record